UACAAGAGUGGGUGGACGGGUAGGCACGGAUGUCAACAGACAACCCUGGAGAUCGCAUCACCACGGUCGGUUGUAAGCUGAAGGAGUUCACCGCGGUCAUCAUAUCUCGCGAUGGCUCAUUCUGCCGCGCGUUUUCUUCUGCAUGCGGGCCGCGCACAAACAUGACAUGUUCCCGUUUUCCACGGCAGAAGAAGAAGGCGAUGAAAAGGCAAACCACAAUCCGAUCAGUCUCGAGAAUGGCUUCACGUUUCUUGAGGAAGGCAAGGCACGAAGGCGAGCUCCCUCCGAUUGGCCUACAUGGACGGCAACGUGAAGAAGCCGGCGAACCCGUCAUGAACGAGUACGACAAGGCUGGAGCCAGCACGUACGCUCGACGUGAAAUCGUGGCCAAAAUUGGAGCAAUCGCCGUCCUGGUUAAGGGAAGGGAGUCAUUUCGGUUCCUCGAAGACCUGGCUGUAGCACCAACCAACAAUGAUGGAAACGAUGACGUACGAAUGCUGUCAGACGCAGAAGUGUUGAUGGUGCCAAGCCUCGGGCGGGACUUCAAGACCCGCCACUUCAUCCUAAAAAAAAUGAAAAGCAGAAUACGGUGAGGGAUUUGAGCCGGGUAGGGGGGGCAAGCGGGUGAAGACAGAAAGUCCUCGGCAGAUCGAAAUGGGUCAUCUGUCUAUAUGAUCUAGAUGGCUUCAGUUGCAGGCAGCACGUUUGUUGUUGGAAUCAGGAGUGCCGAGGGCAUGGCGGCGCGUGAAUACAGCUUGGUUGUACUGUAGUGUUGCAAGUAUCAUAUCCGUUGUAUCGCGUAGGUUUUGUCGUGCAACAGACCCCUUUUGUUUUUUGAUGAUGAAAGCUUGUAGCUUUCUUGUGAUGGCGAAUAUUUGGUGUAUUUGUCUUAGGGAGCUCCACCAUACAACCUGGUUUCAAGUUGCUGGUUUUGUUUUCUCCAUGUAACUUAUCUUGUUCGUUGUUUCCUGUGUGCUCCGGCGUAGGUAGGGCACAAUAUUUGACAGGACAGAAACCAGGCACCGGCAAGGUACAAUCUCAAUUCGGAUACAUUUUAGUGCGUCCCAUUGCGAUGACAAGCAGAACUACUCGUGAGGUUUCUUUUAACGAUGCACGAGGGGGGCGGGGUAGCAUGGUUCCUGAUUUUGUUUCGUUGAUGUACAUCAGCGAUGUAAGGAUACUUCACGCAGCGCUUCGCUGCUUGCUUGUUUCGAAUGAUCUUGUUGUUGCUUCGAGUGUUCUUGGUUCGAGGAUUCCUCCUUCGCACUCUGUCUGAGUGGAGACUAAGAAGACGGGAAAUGUCACGGUCAGUCUACGUACAGGAAAAUGCGUGGAAGAUAGAUAUCGAACAGCAGAUAGCUACAAGGUGGUGAGAUAUGCAUUCAUGCCGAGUGUACAGUGUGUAGUUGAAACCGCGUGUAAACAUACAGCAUUUUUCCUUUGUUUUGACAUCUGUUAUGGCGCUCCCUCUCCGGCUUUACUCCCAGCAGUUCCACGUCAUCAUGCCCUUGGCUACCAUACUCCACCACCACCACAACACACCUGCUAGUCUUCGGAGAGGAAGGCAAAGCUGUGCUGUGCUGUGCUGUAAGGCAGGACAUGUGUGGGUGGAGACCAAGAAGAGGACCAAAGAUACAGGAGAUACAGCAUGAUUUUCUUGUUCUCAGACGACCGAUUGGCGCGUCCUCUUCGGCGUUGGUAGUAGAGACAGUCUUCCCUAUAGAGCUGGCCCUCCCUUUCCGCGUCUGUCGGCCUCAGCACGUGCUUGUGGCUGUUACUGUGGUGCCG
Ectocarpus sp. CCAP 1310/34 is the source of this 1788-nucleotide messenger RNA. The record is from the annotation of a GenBank genome assembly. NCBI's taxonomy places the organism in Eukaryota, Phaeophyceae, Ectocarpales, Ectocarpaceae.